AGUAGAACCAGUGUGCGUGUGUAUAUCGAUGCCAGUGCGCGUUCUGUUGCGAUAGACUUUGGUCGAACCGCUUGAAGCCGCGCUCAGUCGACGCGCUCUGCUCGACACGGCAUCAUCCUCAAUCCAUUCGAUCCUUCCUUAGUGUAUUUACUCGGUUUUUAUCACGUGAGAGAGAGAGAGUCUGUUAUUGUUGAACCCAAUAGAACUUGACUUGAAAGAAAAAAGAAAAUUCUUCGGCCGUUUUGUUGUUGGUGUUCCUGCCCGUUUGAACUUUGAGCGGUCAUCGUUUUCAAGUGUCGCCGUUCUCGGUCCAGCCACUUGAAAAGAGUCCAGAGGCAGAGAGAAGGAGAGACAAACACUCACUUAUGCACGUCUCUUUCCAGUUGUUGUUGUUGUUGUUGUUUAGCAUCGGUUGAAUUGAGUUUGAAGCGAAACAAUUGAAAGGUGACGGAAAUGCAGCAUCCGUGGCUAUUACCGUUUCUUCAUCCGUUAACAACAGCGCCGCCCAUCCAGCUAACUCUGCCACCACCGCAGCAUCAGCCUCAUCAUCAUCCUCACCACCAUCCUCAUCAACACCAUCACCACCCUCAUGCCCAUCAUAUCCAGCAGCAGCCUCAGCAGCAGCCUCAUCCGCAUGCCCACCAUGUCCAUCAUCACGCUGCCGCCCAUCAGCUGCCCUCGACGUCGAUGGGACUGACCCUACAGCCAAUGCUGACCCCAUCGGGGGCUCUGCUCCUGCCGGCCCUGCAACAAAACGCGGCGGCCGCCGUGGCAGCUUUUGCCGCCGCCGCUCAUCAACUGGCCGCACACCAACAAGGAUCAGCCGUGGCCGCUUACAGCGCCAUGGCCGCCACCAAUUCGCCCGUUCUCAUGGCCCCGUUUCAACCGCAACGUAGUCGUCUCAAGGUGUCCGAACGAGAGAAUCGGCCCGUGGAGGCCAAUGGCAGCGCUGCAGCAGUGGCCGCCAUGAUCAACGCGGGAGUCGCUUCAGAGGCCAAAAGGAAACAUCACGAUGAUCAAAUUGAGCCUUUUAAAGAUGUUAAGCGAGCUAAAAUUGAGACGCGGGCGUUGAAAGCCAAGCGCCCUGGAUUUACCGACGAGCGCUACAGCGAGACCGAAUACUUUUUUGAAAAUGGUCUCCGCAAAGUGUACCCGUACUACUUUACUUUCACGACGUUCACCAAAGGUCGCUGGGUUGGAGAAAAGAUCCUUGACGUCUUUGCCAGAGAGUUCCGAGCCCAUCCCGUCGAGGAAUACGAGCGGUGCAUUAAAUCCGGAUCGCUGACCGUCAACUAUGAGAAGGUGGAUAUCGACUACCGACUGAAGCACAACGACCUUUUGGCCAACAUCGUGCACAGACAUGAGGUGCCGGUAGAGUCGAAGAUCAUCGAAAUCGUCUAUCAAGAUGACGACAUGAUUGUGAUAGACAAGCCAUGUUCCGUACCGGUUCAUCCGUGCGGACGCUACCGCCACAACACGGUGGCUUUCAUCUUGGCCAAAGAGCACAACUUGCGCAACUUACGGACGAUCCAUCGACUGGAUCGGCUCACGUCCGGUCUGUUAAUGUUCGGCAGGAACCAGGAGAAAGCCCGACAGAUGGAAGUGCAGAUCCGCACGCGCCUCGUCUCCAAGGAGUACGUCUGCAGAGUCGGAGGCGAAUUCCCGAGUGGACACAUCAUGUGCACGGAACCGAUCGAAGUGGUCAGCUACAAAAUCGGUGUUUGCCGGGUCUCCCCCAAAGGCAAGGACUGUCAAACGGAGUUCGAGCGCCUCUCGUACAAUGGAAAGACCAGCGUCGUCCUUUGCAAGCCUCGCACCGGCCGGAUGCACCAGAUCAGAGUUCAUCUGCAGUACCUCGGAUAUCCGAUUGCCAACGACCCCUUGUAUAAUCACGUUGUUUUCGGUCCGGAGAAAGGCAAAGAUGGCAACAUUGGAAAGACGGACGAAGAAUUGAUCCAUGACUUGAUCUCGAUCCACAACGCCGAAAACUGGCUGGGAGGCGAAGGUGAUGACUUUGCCCCCAACUUUUUUAGUGGCGUCAUACCACCGGAAGCGACAGGCGUAGCGACUCCGUCGAGCAGCUCUGGGGGAAUGGCCAGUGGAGUCUCUAGCAGAAGCCAAACUCCUGAUGCAGCCGCAUCCAAAGAGGCGCCAACGGCAGUCGUAUCGCUUCCGGAAUUCAAACCCAACAGCGCCGACACGGAAAUUGAGGCGACCCAGGAUCAAGUCAGCACCGAGACGCUGACCGAUCCGUCUCCCUUGGCUACAUUAUCCCUAUCGCCCUCGGGAGCUGUGCUCGAGUCCGAGUGUUCCGUUAAUGAGAAACCGGCCAGCCCAACGGACAACGUCAAAAGUGAGAAUGACGGUGUCGCUGACGAUAGCGCAGUUAAACCGGAAGAAAACACAGAUCACAUUGAUCGCAAUUCACCUGAGGCCCCCAAUAAAACAAAUGACGAUUCAGCCGUUGAUAGCUACAAUUCCGACAAAGUUACAUUCGAUGAGCAUUGCUUCGAAUGUAAGACGCGCUUCCGUGAUCCCAAGCCUAAAGACUUGAUGAUGUUCCUUCACGCUUGGCGUUACAAGGGGCCUGGAUGGUCGUACGAAACACAGUUACCCACCUGGGCGCAAUCCGAUUGGCAAAAUGACGAAUAUUAGGGAUAAUGUCGAGAAUCACAUUUGUGAUUCCUCGGUCCGGUAACUUUGGUCUACCAACUAGGAGAAUGAAGAAAGAGAAGUAAAACAUAUAAUUACUAAGUUGAGAAUGAAUAUGUUGUUCAAUAUUGAUUGAAAGGAAAAAGUUAAUGACAGUGUCCACUCUGCAUCAGACAGUGGGGAACUCAAACUCACGUCUGUAGCGAAAGAUUGAUUACCUUAGUGGUCAUCUACGCGUCUCUUGUCUGUGUGUCAUUUGUGCCUUGUUUUCUUUUUCGAGUGCAGUUCGCGUUAUUGUCGUAUUCCGGCCGAUUGAGUUGUGAACAUAUCAAGAGACAAAAUGUUUUCAGUUUUCUGUUCUCCUCAACGAUUUACUUUGAAAUACAUCUGACCCGGCGUAGGCAUCCCAUCGACAUUGUUUCGAUAGAUAUGAUCAUGCCGGAGUCAAUAAAUGUUGAUUGUCUAUCAAAAGAAAAAAGUAGAAGAAAGAACGAAAGAAAGAAAAGAUAUCCCCCUUAACGAAAUCUAAGAACAGAAGUAAAAUUAUUUUUCAAGAGAAACAAAAGUUGUCGAAUGGCAAUAGUUCCAGGAAUCUUUCAUCAACGAUUCCUUCGGCCGACAGUCUCCACUAUGGUACUCCAUUGGUGUUUUUUUGUGAACCUUUUUCUCUUUUUCACUUACUUACUUUACAGCUUUCCGUCUUCUUUAUUCAUUCUUUAUUAUUUGACACAACUUUAAUUGAAAUUCAACCCAAUGCAGUGCAGGUCACUGCUCGCGCACUGUGGAAAACAUCGGCUACCACGGAUGUGUCCCUUCCUUUAUUACCCGUAGCUUGUUGGGACUGUAAUUUCACAUUAUAGUGAUCCUUAUUUUCAAUUUCAUUUCUUAUUCUCGGUCCUCUUGUGUUGUGUUCUGUAGUAUUCGACUAAUACAAUUAGCCCUUUAAAGGGCAAGCCCACAUUA
Messenger RNA from Daphnia pulex (common water flea), 3615 nucleotides. RefSeq names its product RNA pseudouridylate synthase domain-containing protein 2-like. NCBI's taxonomy places the organism in Eukaryota, Metazoa, Arthropoda, Branchiopoda, Diplostraca, Daphniidae. The record is from RefSeq and is a predicted model, not a curated record. Gene Ontology annotation, biological process: pseudouridine synthesis. Bases 454 to 2655 code for a protein of 733 amino acids. Gene Ontology annotation, molecular function: RNA binding; pseudouridine synthase activity. The transcript is spliced from 11 exons.